GAGAAAGAGUGGGAGAGAGUGUGUGUGUGUGUGUGUGUGUGUGUUGACCGAGGAUUUGAGAGAUGCGGCGAGGAAGACAACAACAGCCCGUGAUCGUCGUAGCCAGAGGCUGGCCUAGGUCCUGAUAGCCGCAGCGACCAGGAUCCGGGAUCAUUCACGGGAGAAAGGAUGCCAGGGGGGCGCAGGGGCCUGGUCGCCCCGCAAAACACAUUCUUGGAGAACAUCAUACGACGGAGCAGCAGUCAACCUGACAGCAGUUUUCUCCUGGCGAACGCUCAGAUCGUCGACUUCCCUAUUGUCUAUUGCAACGAAAGCUUUUGCAAAAUCUCUGGCUAUAAUCGUGCCGAGGUUAUGCAAAAGUCCUGCCGCUGCGGAUUCAUGUACGGGGAGUUGACGGACAAAGAGACGAUCGCCAGGAUCGAGGAAUGCCUCGAGGGCCAGAUUCACGAUCAGUUCGAGAUCCUGCUGUACAAGAAGAACAAAACACCGUUAUGGCUGCUUCUGCAAAUAGCGCCGAUAAAAAACGAACGGGACCUGGUGGUCCUGUUCCUGCUGCCCUUCCGGGACAUCACCGCCCUGAAGCAGCCGAUCGAGGCGGACGACAGCAAGGGCGGUCUAUCAAAGUUCGCCAAACUGGCCAGAUCGGUCACCAGGUCCAGAUCCGUUCUUGUCUCGCAGUUCAGCUCCCAUCUGCCCGCCCUCAAGGAUUCCGCGUUACCGACCACUGCGAAACAGUCCCAUUUAGCUCAUAUGUUGACCUUAAGCGGCGACGUGAUGCCGCAGUACAGACAGGAGGCGCCGAAGACACCGCCGCACAUUUUGUUACAUUACUGCGCGUUCAAGGCGAUCUGGGAUUGGAUUAUUUUGUGUUUGACAUUUUACACGGCGAUCAUGGUGCCGUACAACGUCGCGUUCAAGAACAAGACCAGCGAGGACGUGUCGCUGUUGGUCGUCGACAGCAUCGUCGACGUCAUAUUCUUCAUCGACAUUGUCCUGAACUUUCACACGACGUUCGUCGGUCCCGGCGGCGAGGUGGUGUCUGACCCGAAGGUGAUCAGGAUGAACUACCUGAAAUCGUGGUUCAUCAUCGAUCUUCUCAGCUGCCUGCCGUACGACGUGUUCAACGCGUUCGACCACGACGAGGACGGGAUCGGCAGCCUGUUCUCCGCCCUGAAGGUGGUCCGUUUGCUCCGUCUGGGCCGCGUGGUUCGGAAACUAGACCGGUAUCUGGAGUAUGGAGCCGCGAUGCUCAUUCUUCUGCUCUGUUUCUACAUGUUGGUUGCUCACUGGCUGGCCUGUGUCUGGUACUCGAUAGGACGAUCGGACGCCGACAACGGUGUACAAUAUUCCUGGCUGUGGAAAUUGGCGAACGUCACCCAGUCACCGUACAGCUAUCUAUGGACCAAUACGAGCACCGCCCCGGAACUCGUCGCUGGACCGUCCAGGAGGACCAUGUACGUCACCGCGUUGUACUUCACGAUGACCUGCAUGACAUCGGUGGGCUUCGGGAACGUAGCCGCGGAGACCGACAACGAGAAGAUCUUCACCAUUUGCAUGAUGAUUAUCGCGGCCCUGCUCUACGCAACGAUCUUCGGUCACGUGACCACGAUAAUCCAACAAAUGACCUCCGCCACCGCCAAGUACCACGACAUGCUGAACAACGUCAGGGAAUUCAUGAAGCUGCACGAGGUGCCGAAGGCUCUCAGUGAACGGGUGAUGGACUACGUUGUGAGUACCUGGGCGAUGACCAAGGGCCUAGACACCGACAAAGUGCUCAACUACUGCCCCAAGGACAUGAAAGCGGACAUCUGUGUUCACUUGAAUAGAAAAGUUUUCAACGAACACCCAGCGUUUAGGUUGGCCUCCGACGGUUGCUUGCGCGCGCUGGCGAUGCACUUUACAAUGUCGCACAGCGCCCCCGGCGAUUUACUUUAUCACACGGGCGAGUCGAUCGACUCGCUCUGCUUCAUCGUCACCGGUAGCCUCGAAGUGAUCCAGGACGACGAGGUGGUCGCGAUUCUCGGCAAGGGAGACGUGUUCGGGGACAGUUUCUGGACGAACCCGUCCGUGGGACAGAGCGCGGCGAACGUUCGUGCUCUCACCUACUGCGACCUUCACACCAUCAAACGGGAUCGACUGCUGGAGGUGCUAGACUUUUAUCAGGCGUUCGCCAAUUCGUUCGCCAGGAACCUCGUCCUAACGUACAACCUAAGUCAUCGGCUGAUAUUCCGGAAGGUGGCAGACGUACGACGGGAAAAGGAGCUCGCCGAGAGGAGGAAGAACGAGCCCCAGCUGGAUCAAGCGCAGGAUCACCUGGUGCGAAAAAUUUUCUCGAGGUUCAAGACCGACGGGGAAGCCCAGAUUGGCGUGACCAGGGCCGCAAACGGACGGUCCCAGCAGGAUUCCGACGAGGAGCUCACCGUGAACGUCCUGCCGCCCUGGCCCAGUUUUAGGUUCCGCCGCGAGAGGCACAGCGCAGAUGUGGAGAAAGGUGACGGAAAGGACGGCAAGGACGGCAAGGAGGGUGAGUCCUCGCACUCCAGGAAACUGUCCACCACGGACGAGAACACCGCCACCAAAGGGCGAACCGGGAAAUGGGGACGGUUGUUAGGAAGCGCAAGCCUAGAUUCCGGUAGCGAGGGUGGAACAGGAACGGACACCUUCAAGCGAUCUCUAAGCGCAAGGGACGCGAGACCCAGCUCGAGUGGCGGCAGUAACAAAGUGUUCCCGAAAUUUGGCAAGCUGACCGGCACCAUCGAGGAAUCCGGCGACACGGACGCAGCGAAGGACAGCCAGCAACAGCAAAACGCAGCUGACUCGAAACAGCUGCAGCUUCGUCGAUUGGAGAGCUACGACGACGGGCUGAUCACCACGCAGCCGAGUCACGAUCGGGAGAUUCUGGCAGCAGUGCUCGAGGUGAAGGUCGACCUGAAGCUGGAGGUGCAACGGGUGAAUCAGAGGCUGGCAAAGAUCGAAGAUAUGCUGCAGAUGCUGAUGACCCGAUUGCCGACGAUGAGCCCGCAACAACAAAAGGGUGGCGGUGUCUUUUCGUCUAGCAACGGUCAGACUCAGCUAUCCUGUGUACCGGUACAGAGCUCGUCUGGCUGCCAGCAGGCUACUCAGACGCCAGGCGGUAGCGUGAUCGGCGAGCAAAAGGUGUCGAUAGCGACCACGUCCACCGCGACGAUGGCUGGGGAGGGUUACAGGGAGCAGGGCACGACCACCGAGCGUAGCUCAAAGUCCCAGGAUCAACAUCAUCAUCAUCACCAUCAUCACCAUCAGCAGCCGUCGGAUCGACUACGCGAGACGGACUACAAGACCACGUCCCGAGAGGUCAGCAAGGAGCUGUUGGAAAGGCUCGCCCAGGCGUCCACGUCCAGGGGCGACGAUUCCACCCCGUUGGGCCCGUUGAUACUGCGUAAACGUAGGAGCAAAUCACGGAACAAGGGGGCAGCCCCGCUGGCGCCGCUCGCCAGCCAGCCAAUCAGCCCGUCCGAGGCGACCGAGACCACACAGAUGCUCGAGUGCACCGACGACAGGGAGCAAUGCUCCGGCACCACGGAGAGGAGCACCGACCGAAAGAGGCCUCCGCCCAGGCCCAGAGAGUACUUGUGAAAGUUCUUGCGGCUCCGGACGGUUGUCUCGAGGCUCCUGCUCUGAGGCGGAACAACGAACGGGGGUGCUCAUCACGGAGCUAAGAAACGAACUCUGUGGACGACGAAGUGUCUUCGUAGUAACGGGGAGUAGUCCCGACGGAACCCCUUGAACAGGGUUCAGGUACGACUGGGAUCUCCCUAUGAAAAUUGCACCAGGAGGGGGAUCUCUCGAUUGGUGGUUCUCGGGCCGCCAGCCUCCAUCUUGGCGCCGAACACUUUCAUUCCGUUCAACGAAACCGACUGCGUGUGCAACACAACCGAAGAUGUACGAUUAAACCGUAAAUGUCUGUAAUUCUUCAACGCCGUACGUUUUAAGGACGCUGUGCAAAAUUUCCGCUACAAACGCUUCGCGAAUGAUCUUCAGCGAGCUUCGACCCCGAAUGGUCGUCGGUACACGCGCGAAGAACGAAACCUAAGACGAACAAAAAAAAAAGAAAUAAAGAAAAGUA
This is a messenger RNA of Dufourea novaeangliae, 4105 nucleotides long. RefSeq names its product potassium voltage-gated channel protein eag (gene eag). Gene Ontology annotation, biological process: potassium ion transmembrane transport; regulation of membrane potential. Gene Ontology annotation, cellular component: membrane. The record is from RefSeq and is a predicted model, not a curated record. NCBI's taxonomy places the organism in Eukaryota, Metazoa, Arthropoda, Insecta, Hymenoptera, Halictidae. Gene Ontology annotation, molecular function: voltage-gated potassium channel activity. The transcript is spliced from 13 exons. Bases 169 to 3615 code for a protein of 1148 amino acids.